AUGGUUAGGUGGGUUUCUUUGUAUGAUGCAGAUACAUGCUUUGUUGAUCUAUCUCAAAGCCUUUCUCAAGAGGCCAGCACUCUUGGUGAACAUAUGAAGGCUGCUUUUGGAUUGUCAUGGAAAGAAGUGCUUUCUGAAAAGCAGGUCCUAGAAGGAAAUAUUGAACCAGGAAAUCCAGCACUUCUCGUGAUUAGCUUAUCUGCCUUAAGAUCGUUGGAACUCCUCAGAGGUUUGCGGCCUUUGACCGGAGAAUGCCAUGCUGCAAAGCUUUUCUCUAAACAUAUGAAGGUUGAGGAUCAG
Molecule: messenger RNA, 300 nt
Organism: Ilex paraguariensis (yerba mate)
Lineage: Eukaryota; Viridiplantae; Streptophyta; Magnoliopsida; Aquifoliales; Aquifoliaceae
Source: the annotation of a GenBank genome assembly